AUGUCAAGCCCCUCAAAAGAAUCACCCUCAGCAUCAGGAGACCUGACCCUCAACCCAAUUUUGGCUCAGAUCAAUGACCCAAUGCUCAAGGAGAAGAAAGAAGAAAAUCCAACAACCACCCCAGCCAACUUCCCAUUGCCAGAAAAUCCCCAAACCAAACCACCUGAAAUCAACUGCCCACACAAUCUAGCCUUUGCAAAUAAGGAGGAAUUGGACAAGUCCUUCAAGGAAUACAAAAGCAAACAGGGCUAUCAAAUCAUUGUAGCCAACAGUGACAAGGAAAAAAGGUUUUUAAAUGCUCAGUGCCAACCCACAAAGACCAAAGCAAAUGAGGCCCAACCAACCAAACGAUCUGGCCAUACCUGUCCCUUCAAGGUGACUGCUAGACUCCACAAGAACCACACUUGGUCUCUCACUCAGAAUGAAAGCAAGCACAACCAUCCCCCUUCAGAGUUUUCACACCAUAAGGACAAGAUAGAAACUCAAAUCAACAAACUCACAGCUACUGGACUCAAGCCUGCUGAAAUUCUCAAACAACUCCAGCCAAACUUUCCAGAUUUAAGUCUCAAAUUUAUCAUUAACCACCGGUAA
Molecule: messenger RNA, 591 nt
Organism: Puccinia triticina
Lineage: Eukaryota; Fungi; Basidiomycota; Pucciniomycetes; Pucciniales; Pucciniaceae
Exons: 2
Coding region: 1-591 (196 amino acids)
Molecular function (GO): DNA-binding transcription factor activity, RNA polymerase II-specific
Source: RefSeq, a predicted model, not a curated record